GUGUCGCACAAACUUGAGAGAAAACCACAAUACUACAGACCUGACAAGCGGUUGAGAAUACUCUUAAAUUCGUCGCUUUCCCCACCAUUGGAAAGCCAUCUCUAUGUGGAUUUUCUGUGUAUAUCCUGUACGUCUACAGCAUGGAGGAUAUGGAAGAAGACAGCUUUGACCUACUUGAUGACCACAACCAUAACUACUGUGAGAACGGAACCCACUUGUAUCUCAGGACCAAAAUGUCAGAUGCUCCCCAGCCACAACCUGUCUCACCGGUGCCUCUCAUGCUAAGGGACCAUGAAAAGGUCUGUUCCAGCAGCACCAGUAAUUCAAAGUUAAUGGACUUAGAUUCGAGCAGCGAGAGCAGCAGUGAGAUCAGCGACAUUGAUAGCCACGCUUCGUCAGCUCUUGCCGGAGCACUGACUCUGAACUCAGCCUCAAAGUUUCUAAUGAAUGCUAUGACGGAGGAGGAUUAUAGGAGCACAUACUGGCCAAACCUGGAGAAAGCCAUUGACCACCUACUCAUCCAAAACCCCUCGGACCACAUCUCUAUUUCAUAUGAGCAAAUAUACAGUUAUGUGUACAAGUGUGUGUGUCAGCAACACUCAGAGUUGCUGUACAAAGACUUGAUGUCGAAGAUUACUAUCCACCUCCAGCAAGUAUCUUCAGACUUACAGAUUUGUCCAACAGAGAAUUUUAUUGAAAGUUUCAACCUUGCUCUAACUCAAUACACAGCUGCUCUUCAAUGCAUAGUUCCUGUAUUCAUAUACAUGAAUAAGUUCUACAUUGAAACAAAGCUAAAUAGAGACUUGAAAGAAGAUCUUAUGAAGCUGUUCACUGAUCAUGUUGCAGAAAAACAUGUGAACACAUUGAUUCCUCUUCUGAUCAAAGCCCAUUCCAUGCCCUUUCAAGUCAGACCAUCAACUAUGGCUAGUGUGGUUAAAGGCUUGUAUUGUCUCAAACCAGAGUGGGCUCAGUCAGCUCCUGCCCUGUUCUCUGGAUUCAUCCCUCAGAUCAACCCUCCAGCAGUGGAGUCUCAACUCUCUGACUAUGCAGCUCAUGACCAGCAAUUGCAGAUGGAGCUCUCUCUUAAGGGCUUUUCCAGAGGUGACCAGUCUCGCAAGAGGACCAGUGAGGAUUCGCCGUAGAGUAAGGCUAAGGCGUACUCAUCUCGUCAUACACAGAAAAACAAUAUCCAGUCCCUUUGCUGCUUCUUUUACUUACACAUUUAAAUUCAUUGGCUGAAUGAUGAGUAAAAUAGCAAUGUAUUGUUUUACUAUGGCUCUGUCAUCACAUGGGGUGGCCUGGCUCAACCCAAACAUGAAACACUGUGACUAGGGAAUUCAUUAGCUGAUUGGAUGAGCUAUUUGGGUGAGCCCAAGGUCUGUUGAGCCAUAGUUGUGGCGGUGGACAGUUCUUUUUGCCUCCUCUAAAAAGCACAGUGAUUUCACAACGGUGCUUUUAUCCGUUUGUUGAUAGAUACAUGCACCACGAUCAUUAGUGAGGUGCUACUUGAGAUGGGUCUGUGUAUGUGCCUUCAGCUCUCCUCUGUUGGGUUUUUUGAGUGGCCUGGGUGACAACAUGAACAUGGAUGAGAACUAUCCUGACAUGUAAUUCCUGAUUUCUAACCAGGACUCCUGAUGUCUAGUUGUGAUGUCCUCAAUACUUUUCAUUGCUGCUAAAUAGUUUCUCACAUCUUAUUGUACAGAUCUGGAUUUCACUUUCUGAGUAAGGAGACAUAAACAUUGAUUGAAAUUCUGUUGUAUUGAUCAUUCUAUUGAUUUGCAAGAUGUUGCCAUGAAGGCAUCUUACUUGUGCUAGCUAAGUCUUAAUUGCCAGAAAUCUAACAUUCCCAGAUAACUGGUUAUUAUUUACCUGACUGUUCCAAUCUGAUUUUAAUAAAUGCUGGUCCAGUGCUAAAGAUAGUGAAUGCAUAGAGUUUUAGGUAUCUCCCUGUGCUGGCUUAAAUGAUGGCCAUAACUCAUGUGUUUUUGCUUGAAUCUGAAACAUUGUGGGAGAAAAAUGGUUGAAUGUGGAUAUUCCAAAAUUGGCACUAUCUAAUCCUGCCCAAUCCUAUACUAAAUUGUAUAAGCCUGUUUGUUCUCUUGAUCUGAAAAUGCUGUGUAAAUAGUUUCUGUACUAUUUCAUUAAACUAGGUUGUACAUUCAAAGCAUGCCAAAGAUUAUUCACAGUGCUUUUGUUUACUUAAUGCAUUGGGAUGAAUGGUAAUAUAUUUUUUAAUAUCAAAUUCCCUUUGUUGCUGCUCUAUCUAUUGUAGUCACUGAGCCAAUUAAUGAUCCAUAUCGAUUAACAUUUUUGGUACAUCCUGAGUUUGCGCAAAACUGUGUAAGCUUGUACAGUUGGUUGAUGUAAAUGGUUCUUGUCAUAGCAGUAUAAUCAUACAGUAGGCUAGCUACUGUAACUGAACAAUCAUUGUUACAUGUUUAACUUGAAUGAAAAUGUUUGAUACAGCUUUUUGCACUGUUUUAAAUGUAAUCUGAUGCUCAGACUUGAUUGUCGUUAUUGAUUGCCUCUGGCAAUUUAUUGAUGGCUUACUGCAUUGUCUUAUUUAUGUACAUAUUGACUCAUUUCAAUAAACAAUCUUGGAAAUCC
Hypomesus transpacificus is the source of this 2607-nucleotide messenger RNA. RefSeq names its product CDK2 associated cullin domain 1 (gene cacul1). The transcript has 8 exons. Gene Ontology annotation, molecular function: ubiquitin protein ligase binding. Bases 141 to 1142 code for a protein of 333 amino acids. Gene Ontology annotation, biological process: ubiquitin-dependent protein catabolic process. NCBI's taxonomy places the organism in Eukaryota, Metazoa, Chordata, Actinopteri, Osmeriformes, Osmeridae. The record is from RefSeq and is a predicted model, not a curated record.